AUGAAUGGUCCUUCAGAUUUAAUAUCUGAGAAUAAUAACAAGGACGUGUCAAUGGUUGACGUGAGUAAAGUGGCACAAGAGAAUGGUCAGCAACAACAAGUACCCGACGGAGGCGACGGUAUCACCAAUCCACCUAGAAGGAGGUCAACAUUACUUCUUACAGAAGAUAUCGACUUAGAUCGAAUGAAUAUUGAUCAGAAAGAAGGAACUGAUACUGAUGGGAUAGAAGAUGAUAUGAAUAUUGAUGAUGGUAAUAUUCUGCGACAACAACAACAACAACCGGACUCCCAACAACAGGUACAGCAACAACAACAACAACAGCAUCCUCCAAAGCAGCAGGCACAACCCGGCGAAGAUCAAAAAUUCCAACCUGAUCCUAAUUUAACUGUACCUGUAGACAUCAAGUGGGUUCAAGGUGGUGAGAAAGUAUAUGUGACUGGUUCUUUUACCGGAUGGAGAAAGAUGAUUGGAUUAGUUAGACAACCGGAUAAUUCAUUCUUAAUUACAUUAGGAUUGCCCGUAGGAACACAUAGAUUUAGAUUUGUUGUGGAUAAUGAAUUAAGAUUUUCUGAUUUUUUACCCACGGCCACUGAUCAAAUGGGGAAUUUUGUAAAUUAUAUUGAAAUUACCCCUGAGAAUAUCGAACAACAUUUAUUACAGCUAGAAACUGAACAGGCAGCAGUAGAAGAAGACCAAACACAAGAACCACCAAUAUCACCUCAGAAUGAAAGAGCUACUAGUCGUAAAUCAUCAAUGUCAAAACAUAGAACUGAUUCAAUGUGGGGAUUAAUCAAUGAUGAUGAUGAUAUGGGGAAUGGAUAUUCAAGAUAUCAUGAUGAAGAUGGAACUUCCUUACGAAGAGAAUAUCAAUACAUUAAUGAAAUCCCACCAAUAUUCACGGAUCCAAAAGUAAUGGAACAAUAUUAUGUUGCUAUAGAUAAACAAGCACGAAAUUCUGGAGGUGGUCAACAACAACAAGCUUGGCUUCAUCCACCUCAAUUACCACCACAUUUAGAAAAUGUCAUUUUGAAUAAUUUUAAUGAUCGAGAAAAUAAUAGUGGGGCAUUACCGAUUCCAAAUCAUGUGGUGUUGAAUCAUUUGGCUACUACUAGUAUAAAACAUAAUACAUUGGCGGUGGCUUCUAUUGUAAGGUAUAAACGGAAAUAUGUUACUCAGGUGUUGUAUUCUCCUUUACAACCGACACCUGAAUCAUAA
Messenger RNA from Hemisphaericaspora subhashii, 1215 nucleotides. RefSeq names its product Kis1p (gene KIS1). The coding region runs from base 1 to 1215 and encodes 404 amino acids. NCBI's taxonomy places the organism in Eukaryota, Fungi, Ascomycota, Pichiomycetes, Serinales, Debaryomycetaceae. Gene Ontology annotation, molecular function: protein kinase binding. Gene Ontology annotation, cellular component: cytoplasm; nucleus; nucleotide-activated protein kinase complex. The record is from RefSeq and is a predicted model, not a curated record. Gene Ontology annotation, biological process: signal transduction. The transcript has a single exon.